ACUUAUUAGUCGCAAUAUAUUUUAGCACUGCAGGAGGCCUAAUAUACUACCUGGAAACAGAAAUCGAUAUAAUUGUUGUUAAGGUUACAUUUCCCUUAUACUGGGAAUAGUAAAAUUAAGCAGAGUACACUCAAUAGAAGAAGAAAAAAUGAGAUUCCUCAUUUUUGGAUUAGUUCUUUGCAGUGUUUUGAUGGUUGCACAUUCCCAAAAAAAGAUGGUGUGCUACUAUGGUACAUGGGCAGUGUAUCGACCAGGAAACGGAAAAUUCGAUGUAGAGGACAUUGAUACCAACCUCUGCACCCACAUCAUUUACGGAUUCACAGGACUCGGAACGGACAACACAAUUCAGUGUCUCGAUCCUUGGAACGACCUUUACGACGGCGGUGGAAAGGGAGCUUUGUAUCGUUUCACUGGACUGAAAAGCAAAAAACCGUCGAUGAAAGCGCUUGUCGCAAUUGGUGGAUGGAACGAAGGGUCCGAAAAAUACUCUGUGAUGGUGUCUGAUCCUGCCAAACGAGCGGUAUUUGUCAACUCCGUAGUGAAUUUUAUAAAAAAAUUCAAUUUCGACGGACUUGACUUUGACUGGGAAUAUCCAGCUAAUAGAGGCGGAAUCCCUUCUGACAAGCAAAAUUUCGUCAGCAUGAUUCAAGAACUGAAAAAUGCUUUUGCCCCGUACGGUUGGCUGCUUACAGCUGCUGUUCCUCCUGGAAAGUCGACAAUUGACAGCGCAUACGAUAUUCCAGCGGUAGCGAGUAAUUUGGAUCAGGUCCAUGUUAUGACCUAUGACUAUCAUGGGGCCUGGGAGCCGUACACUGGUUUGAAUUCUCCGUUGUUCUCAAACAAUCUUGUCGAUAAAGGAACUGACAAUAUCUUGAAUGCGAACUGGACAAUUAACUACUGGAUCUCGAAUGGCGUACCUCGUUCUAAAAUCAUUUUCGGGAUGCCACUUUAUGGUCGCGGAUUUGUUCUUGACAAUCCGUCUGUAAAUGGCUUCUAUGCUCCAGCCGCUCUUCCUAUUCCCGAUGGACCCUAUACGAGGCAAAAUGGAACAUGGGGAUAUAACGAGAUUUGCGAGAAACUUAAAUAUGAAGCUGGAUGGACAGUUGUUCGUGACUCAUGCUACAUGUCUCCUUACGCAGUCAAGGGAAAUCUUUGGAUAGGAUACGAUGACCAACAGUCAUUGCGGGCUAAGGGUCAAAUGAUUGCUGCCAUGAAUUUGGGUGGUGCACUAAUUUGGGACAUGGACACUGACGAUUUCCGCGGCCUUUGCUAUGGAACAACAUUCAUUUUGACCAAAACAGUUAUCGAUGCCAUGAACGGGCCAACUAACCUCAUGCCAAGUCCGAGUUAUCCUUGUAGAACUGAUACUACAUUAACAACUACAUCCGUAAGCACAACUACUGCAACUCCUCCUUCAAUGAAGAAAAAGAUGGUGUGCUACUAUGGUACAUGGGCAGUGUAUCGACCAGGAAACGGAAAAUUCGAUGUAGAGGACAUUGAUACCAACCUCUGCACCCACAUCAUUUACGGAUUCACAGGACUCGGAACGGACAACACAAUUCAGUGUCUCGAUCCUUGGAACGACCUUUACGACGGCGGUGGAAAGGGAGCUUUGUAUCGUUUCACUGGACUGAAAAGCAAAAAACCGUCGAUGAAAGCGCUUGUCGCAAUUGGUGGAUGGAACGAAGGGUCCGAAAAAUACUCUGUGAUGGUGUCUGAUCCUGCCAAACGAGCGGUAUUUGUCAACUCCGUAGUGAAUUUUAUAAAAAAAUUCAAUUUCGACGGACUUGACUUUGACUGGGAAUAUCCAGCUAAUAGAGGCGGAAUCCCUUCUGACAAGCAAAAUUUCGUCAGCAUGAUUCAAGAACUGAAAAAUGCUUUUGCCCCGUACGGUUGGCUGCUUACAGCUGCUGUUCCUCCUGGAAAGUCGACAAUUGACAGCGCAUACGAUAUUCCAGCGGUAGCGAGUAAUUUGGAUCAGGUCCAUGUUAUGACCUAUGACUAUCAUGGGGCCUGGGAGCCGUACACUGGUUUGAAUUCUCCGUUGUUCUCAAACAAUCUUGUCGAUAAAGGAACUGACAAUAUCUUGAAUGCGAACUGGACAAUUAACUACUGGAUCUCGAAUGGCGUACCUCGUUCUAAAAUCAUUUUCGGGAUGCCACUUUAUGGUCGCGGAUUUGUUCUUGACAAUCCGUCUGUAAAUGGCUUCUAUGCUCCAGCCGCUCUUCCUAUUCCCGAUGGACCCUAUACGAGGCAAAAUGGAACAUGGGGAUAUAACGAGAUUUGCGAGAAACUUAAAUAUGAAGCUGGAUGGACAGUUGUUCGUGACUCAUGCUACAUGUCUCCUUACGCAGUCAAGGGAAAUCUUUGGAUAGGAUACGAUGACCAACAGUCAUUGCGGGCUAAGGGUCAAAUGAUUGCUGCCAUGAAUUUGGGUGGUGCACUAAUUUGGGACAUGGACACUGACGAUUUCCGCGGCCUUUGCUAUGGAACAACAUUCAUUUUGACCAAAACAGUUAUCGAUGCCAUGAACGGGCCAACUAACCUCAUGCCAAGUCCGAGUUAUCCUUGUAGAACUGAUACUACAUUAACAACUACAUCCGUAAGCACAACUACUGCAACUCCUCCUUCAAUGAAGAAAAAGAUGGUGUGCUACUAUGGUACAUGGGCAGUGUAUCGACCAGGAAACGGAAAAUUCGAUGUAGAGGACAUUGAUACCAACCUCUGCACCCACAUCAUUUACGGAUUCACAGGACUCGGAACGGACAACACAAUUCAGUGUCUCGAUCCUUGGAACGACCUUUACGAAGGCGGUGGAAAGGGAGCUUUGUAUCGUUUCACUGGACUGAAAAGCAAAAACCCGUCGAUGAAAGCGCUUGUCGCAAUUGGUGGAUGGAAUGAAGGCUCUGAAAAGUACUCAGUGAUGGUUUCUGAUCCAGCCAAAAGAUCAAUCUUCGUUAAUUCCGUAGUGAACUUCAUUAGGAAAUAUGGCUUUGAUGGUCUAGAUUUCGACUGGGAAUAUCCAGCUAAUAGAGGAGGAAUCCCAUCUGAUAAGCAAAAUUUCGUCAGCAUGAUUCAAGAAUUGAGAAAUGCUUUUGCCCCGUACGGUUGGCUGCUUACAGCUGCUGUUCCUCCUGGAAAGUCGACAAUUGACAGCGCAUACGAUAUUCCAGCGGUAGCGAGUAUUUUGGAUCAGGUCCAUGUUAUGACCUAUGACUAUCAUGGGGCCUGGGAGCCGUACACUGGUUUGAAUUCUCCGUUAUUCUCAAAUCCUUAUGUCGACAAAGGAACUGACAAUAUUUUGAACGCGAACUGGACGAUCAAUUACUGGAUUUCGAAUGGUGUACCUCGUUCUAAAAUUAUCUUUGGUAUGCCACUUUAUGGUCGCGGAUUUGUUCUUGACAAUCCUUCCGUAAACGGCUUCUAUGCACCAGCUGCUCUUCCUAUUCCCGACGGACCGUACACUAGACAAAAUGGAACAUGGGGUUUUAAUGAGAUUUGCGAGAAGUUCAAAUAUGAAUCUGGAUGGACAGUUGUUCGUGAUUCGUGUUAUCAAUCUCCCUAUGCAGUCAAGGGAAAUCUUUGGAUAGGAUACGAUGAUCAACAGUCAUUGAGAACAAAGGGUCAAAUGAUUGCUGCUAUGAAUUUGGGUGGUGCACUAAUUUGGGACAUGGACACUGACGAUUUCCGCGGCCUUUGCUAUGGAACAACAUUCAUUUUGACCAAAACAGUUAUCGAUGCCAUGAAUGGUCCAACUAAUCUUAUGCCAACUAAUCCAUGCGCAACAACAUUUACAUCAACUACCCCGACGACAACUACUACUCGGACGACUACUCCAACAACAACAACCACCCCAACAACCACUACUACUCCGACGACAACAACUACUCCAACAACAACCACUCCGACCACAACUACUACUCGGACAACCACCCCGACAACCACUACUACUCCGACGACAACAACUACUCCAACAACAACCACUCCGACCACAACUACUACUCGGACAACCACCCCGACAACCACUACUACUCCGACGACAACAACAACUCCAACAACAACCACUCCAACCACAACUACUACUCGGACAACCACCCCAACAACCACUACUACUCCGACGACAACAACUACUCCAACAACAACCACUCCGACCACAACUACUACUCGGACAACCACCCCGACAACCACUACUACGACGACGACAACAACUACUCCAACAACAACAACCACUCCGACCACAAUUACUACUCGGACAACCACUACUACUCCGACAACAACUACUACUCGGGCAACAACAACUACAACAACUACUCUCCCAAUAACGUCGAUUGCAACAAUACAUCCACCCAGUUAUUACUGCAAAAGAGAAGGAUAUAAUGCUGAUCCGGACGACUGCGGUGUUUUCCAUCAGUGUGUAUACUACACUGAAACUGGAUGGCAGGAUUUCGUUCAACCGUGUGCGCCGGGAACCGUAUUCAGUGAGAGCAUGUACACAUGCGCCCAACCAGAAUUGGUCCCGGGAUGUGAAUUCUACUACGAAAAUAAAACCACGCAACAGAUAUCUUAAAUCUUGCAGCAAUUGUUCUAUAUUUCGAUCAACUCUAUUGGAUCAAUUUACCGCAAUUUUUUAAAAUUUCAUUUUCUUUACAGGGUGGUGGAAAAUUUCUGUGAAAUAUAUUCAAUUAAUUACAA
Molecule: messenger RNA, 4692 nt
Organism: Daphnia pulicaria
Lineage: Eukaryota; Metazoa; Arthropoda; Branchiopoda; Diplostraca; Daphniidae
Product: probable chitinase 10
Exons: 25
Coding region: 149-4567 (1472 amino acids)
Biological process (GO): carbohydrate metabolic process; chitin catabolic process
Cellular component (GO): extracellular region
Molecular function (GO): chitinase activity; chitin binding
Source: RefSeq, a predicted model, not a curated record